This is a messenger RNA of Ostreobium quekettii, 567 nucleotides long. Lineage: Eukaryota; Viridiplantae; Chlorophyta; Ulvophyceae; Bryopsidales; Ostreobiaceae. The record is from the annotation of a GenBank genome assembly.
AUGUCUUCGCCCCUAUCAACUGUUUUGUUUUCGGCUGCAUUUGCUGGGAGGUUUGAGCGCCUUUUGUGCGUCCCGCAGUCCGUGACGCUUCGCACGAGCCUGGGGGACAUCAAGGCUGAGGUGUUCUGCGAUGAGGCUCCCAAAACUGCUGAGAACUUUCUUGCACUAUGCGCCAGUGGGUACUACGAUGGCUCCAUCUUUCACCGCAACAUCAAGGGCUUCAUGAUUCAAGGAGGUGACCCCACCGGAACAGGUAAGGGUGGCAAGAGCAUAUACAACACACCGAACGGCAAGUUCGAGGACGAGCUGAGGCCCGACCUGAAGCACCACAAGCGGGGCAUCCUGUCAAUGGCCAACAGUGGACCGGACACGAACGGCAGCCAGUUCUUCUUCACCUACAGGGCCCAGCCGCACUUGGACGGAAAGUACACCAUCUUUGGGCAGGUUAUCGACGGCCUGGACACAUUGGACAAGAUGGAGAAGGUGCCAACGGGUCCGGCGGACAGGCCUGUGCAGGACAUAAAACUCCACAGCGUCAUCAUCCACGCCAAUCCCAUUGCGAGAUAA